AGAAUAAAUUCUGACCCGUGUGAACCCAGCUCUUUCGAAUAGCCUGCAAGAUAAAGGUUGCUCAGAGGCGCCAGACGUAUUUCGUCUCUGCUGAUUUUCGUGACGCUUGUGGAAGGGAAUUAAUCAGAAAAAUGGAGGACAAGGAACCUGAUGUACAAUACAAUCGCUGGAACGAGGACAACAUCAACCUCAACGUAGCUGCUUCUCAAUCUACAUUGAUGAGGGUCUAUGACAGACUGUGCACGGGCAACCUGGGGAUUGCAAUGAAAGUAGCAGGAGCGUUGGUCGUACUGAUCAUCAUUUACAUGAUCGGAUACGUCACUGGAUAUUACGUGCACAGGUGCUGACGGAGGAGACCAGGAUGCCGAAAGGAGUGUGUGAAUUUCAGCAAGCUUUACACAGAGUGAUCAAGCUAUGUGUAAAUAAACCUAGAAAUCUACGAAUGUUGAAAAAAAUAAUAAUUUGAAGCAUGAAGCCACAGUGUAAACACCUGGAGUAAAUGUGCACUUUCUAAAGAGGGCUUGCAAGUGUGUAUCUGUUCUGAAUCCCUGUCUAUUUGUGUCAUGAAAAAGUGUUCUGUACGCUCCACUUACUGAUGCCAUUCCUUCUGAGAUAUUGCCUUACACUCCCUCCAUGUUGUACACAGUAUAGCUAGCUGUUAGAACGGAUGUAUUCAAGAUCUGAUCAAAGCGUUUUGAAAUUGUAAAAAUUGUAUUUUGAUAUUGUAAAACAAAUGCUGUCUUGAUAUUGUACUCUCAAAUAAAUGUGCUUUUUAAUAUACCAAAA
This is a messenger RNA of Conger conger (European conger), 786 nucleotides long. It is a transcript of the gene smim1, whose product is annotated as small integral membrane protein 1. The record is from RefSeq and is a predicted model, not a curated record. NCBI's taxonomy places the organism in Eukaryota, Metazoa, Chordata, Actinopteri, Anguilliformes, Congridae. The transcript is spliced from 3 exons. Bases 132 to 347 code for a protein of 71 amino acids.